Galendromus occidentalis (western predatory mite) is the source of this 1575-nucleotide messenger RNA. It is a transcript of the gene Med, whose product is annotated as Smad/Smad4 homolog Medea. The record is from RefSeq and is a predicted model, not a curated record. Gene Ontology annotation, biological process: SMAD protein signal transduction; anatomical structure morphogenesis; BMP signaling pathway. The transcript is spliced from 9 exons. NCBI's taxonomy places the organism in Eukaryota, Metazoa, Arthropoda, Arachnida, Mesostigmata, Phytoseiidae. The coding region runs from base 1 to 1575 and encodes 524 amino acids. Gene Ontology annotation, molecular function: DNA-binding transcription factor activity, RNA polymerase II-specific; I-SMAD binding; RNA polymerase II cis-regulatory region sequence-specific DNA binding. Gene Ontology annotation, cellular component: heteromeric SMAD protein complex.
AUGGACCCUCCGCCGCCGAUGGGUGCUCCACCUGGGGUGGGUGCGCAAUCGGCUCCGUCGUCAGUCGCCGGAGCUCCAGCUCCGACAUCCGCCGAUGCUUGUCUCUCGAUAGUUCACAGCUUGAUGUGUCAUCGACAAGGUGGCGAAAGCGAGAGCUUCGCGAAAAGAGCAAUUGAGUCACUGGUGAAAAAACUGAAGGAAAAAAGGGACGAGUUGGAUUCACUCAUCACGGCGAUCACCACCAACGGUGCUCAUCCAUCGAAAUGCGUCACCAUUCAGAGGACUCUCGACGGCAGGUUACAGGUUGCUGGUCGAAAGGGUUUUCCACAUGUCGUCUACGCUCGCAUAUGGCGAUGGCCAGAUUUACACAAGAACGAGCUGAAACACGUGAAAUAUUGUCAAUUCGCCUUCGACCUGAAGUGUGACUCCGUGUGCGUGAAUCCUUAUCACUACGAAAGGGUGGUCUCACCGGGGAUAGACCUGUCGUCCCUUUCUCUACAAGUGCCAAGCACCUCGGCUGCUCCCCCUGAAUCGUCUGUCGUGAGUCACAGCGGCCACGACGACGGGAUCGUCAAAAACGAAUACUACACUUCUUCAGGCGGUGCAAACUCGGGCGGGUACCAUGCGGCACCCCAAAACCGGCAAAACCCCUUCCUCGUCGGGGGGCAGGCCGAAGCUAGAGUAUCCCCGACUGGACCAGGUUACUCGAAUGGUGCCUGGAACGGACCUCCUGGGCCAGGGAAUGCCGCCCCGGGUGGCAGUACUCUGCAGUACAUAGGAGAAGAGGCGAGACAAUUUUGGCAGGGCCAAACUUCCGCACCCGCGACUGAAAUUGUUCCACCUGUCCUCUUAAGUAGUCAGCCCGCCCCCGAGUUCUGGUGCAGCAUCGCGUAUUUCGAACAGGACCAACAGGUUGGCGAGACCUUCAAAGUCCCCUCCGCGUAUAGCUAUGUGAUCGUGGAUGGUUACGUGGAUCCGUCCGGCGGCAGCAGGUUUUGCCUCGGAGCUUUGUCAAACGUCCGAAGGAGUGAGUUAUCUGAGCGAGCUCGUCUACACAUCGGCAAAGGAGUCCAGCUCGAUGUAAAAGGCGAGGGCGAUGUCUGGCUCAGAUGCUUAUCGGACCACUCAGUCUUUGUCCAAAGCUAUUAUUUAGAUAGGGAAGCCGGUCGACAGCCUGGAGACGCAGUGCACAAAAUUUACCCGUAUGCAUACAUCAAGGUUUUUGAUCUGGCGCAGUGCCAUUCCCAAAUGCAAGCUCAAGCACAAACGGCGCAGGCAGCCGCAGCAGCUCAAGCAGCCGUCGUGGCAGGCCAUAUAGGCGGACCGGUCGCCCCGGGUCAAGGGGGUGGUCUAGCACCUGCGAUCUCAUUGUCAGCGGCAGCUGGCAUCGGUGUAGAUGAUCUGCGACGUCUCUGCAUUUUAAGACUCAGUUUCGUCAAGGGAUGGGGACCCGAUUAUCCCCGGGCUUCAAUCAAACAAACUCCUUGCUGGAUAGAGCUGCACCUGCAUCGAGCCCUGCAGCUGCUCGACGAAGUUCUGCAUAGUAUACCGCGAUCCCCCGGUCAAGGCGAAUAG